AUGUUGACUGGAUUCCCAAUGACAUUGAUAUCGAAUAGCAAUACGAUGGUACAUACACAGAACACCUUGAGGACAUACAGCUCCACACCAGUCGGUCUAUUAUUGACCAACACCGAGUUGUUUAUAUAUAAUACAUCGGAUGAUGAACCAAUUGAAUUGUUAUUCAGAUGUCCUUAUCGAGAGAUAUCAACGCUGGCCACAGGAUACCUACAUUCGUCUUCGACCAAAGGACUGCCCCCAGCAGUCGAUGGUGUAUUGAUUGAUAACUCUGCAACACAAGGACAGUACUCUAUGAAGUUGACACCGACUCAAGGCCGAGCAUGGACAUUGAUGUCAUUCUCUCCGGGUGAUACGCCAGACAUCCAAAGAGAGCGUGUACUCAAGAUUGUAGCCAUCAUCAAUACUGUCAAAGAGGAGACCCUACACAAGUCAACUACAUCACUCAAAUCAUCAUCUUCAUCCAAGAAUCUGGCAGCAAGUGGACACGACAAUAUCACCAUUUCAAACAUGUAUUAUAAACUCAAUGGACUCAUCAUACAAGGUGAGAUGUAUCUAAGUUUACAAAGAAUGUCAUUCAUUCAAAAGUAUAUUAGAGAUCCAAAGAUGAAUGUUAUUAAGAAGUGUACCGAUAAUUAUAGUUUCUCAAUAGAGACCAAGUCAAUCUUUGAAUGUAAACGAGUGGAGACCAAGAUUGUCAAGCAUCAUGCAACCGUCAGGCUGUCAACAGAGGGCGAACGAGCCAAUAUCUAUAUAUUCUGUAUAAAGAAGCCAGGAGUUGUACAAUAUUUGGAACAAAUGAUGAAGAUUAUUGCAGAGGCUCAGGUGGUCGAGACACAUUCAAGUAACUCGGUGGACCAUGAACAUGAUUUGAUGGAACAGAGCUCACCAGAGACUUCUGAUGUAGCAUUUGGAGAGGAGGAUCAGGAUGGUAUCAUAUUUAGUAUAGACACGGUCAAUACAAAGUUGGAUGACAAGCCAACUCACAAACCAUUGAAGAACAACUUCAAGGUCAACUCUGAUCUGUUGACCAAUGACGAGAUGAUGUGGGUCCAGUCAUUGAUACCAUUGCGGCACACUGACGAUACAUUGGAGCUUGUGUACAGUACAAAGAAGCAUGGCAUCAGCAUCAGAACAUUCUUUUCCCGUCUGACCAACAGGUCGCCCUGCAUCAUGAUCAUUCGCGAUGACCUUGGUCAUGUGUUUGGCGCUUUCACUUCUGAUCCAUGGAACAUGGAGAAGACAACUCAUUAUGGAUCUGGCGAGACAUUCAUCUUCAAGGUGCGACCCGAGUCAAAGAAGUACGCUUGGACCAGGAUAAACGACGACUUUAUGCUGUCUACGAAGGAAUCAUUCAUCUCAAUGGGCAGUGGAGGAAAAGGAGUUGGACUGUGGAUCGACGAGGAGUUGCUCUACGGUUCGACCAACCACUGUGAAACAUUUAACAAUGAGAUUCUGGCACAUAGUACCGACUUUAAGAUCGUUGACAUUGAGGUGUGGUCGCCUGCCGUCAAGAAGACAACACAAGGCAACAAGAUGAUGAACGCUACAGAGUUGUUUGGAACAAGAUUCACUGCCAAGCCAACUGGAAAGGCAAUGUCUCCAUAUGCCUAG
Messenger RNA from Acytostelium subglobosum LB1, 1611 nucleotides. RefSeq lists its product as hypothetical. The coding region runs from base 1 to 1611 and encodes 536 amino acids. The record is from RefSeq and is a predicted model, not a curated record. Lineage: Eukaryota; Evosea; Eumycetozoa; Acytosteliales; Acytosteliaceae. The transcript has 3 exons.